AAAGGUUUUUGUAAUGUUAUUUUUAUUAGUACAUAUUUAUCUAUUUCAAGGGUAAUGAAUCUAUUUUCUUGUGAUCCGGAACGUUACAAGUCUCCCCUUCCAACUUAUAUAAAUAGAAAAAAGCCCAUUGUGGUAACCCCCUCUUAUAUGACGUCAAUACAAGCUAGAGCGAAAUAUACAGAGGAUGAAAGUAUAAAUAAAUUUAAAAUUAAAGCAAUUCCAGUAGUUAACACAGAAGCACGAAAUUGUAAUUUACAGAAUGGACAAUUGUCGUUUCCGGAUUCUCCUAAAUUUAAAGCACCCUUUUCCUCUACUCACUCCCCCAAUAUCUCUUUUUCAUCAGCCUUUGUAGAAUCUUCCCCACCUUUACGUAAACCAACACCUUUAAGAUCUUUUACCUCUUUACUUCAAAAUCUCCCUCUUCCACGUUCGGUUAGUCAGUUGCUAGAGUCUACUGCAGGCGUUCCAACUCCUUUAAAAGACCAAAGUUCGGUAAUCCAGCAGUCAAUAUUUCAGAACUUUUGUGAAAACUCUUCUGGAGCGUCUUUAUCUCUGGAAAAAGCUGAUUCUAAUCUUACCCGAGACAAAUUUAUUGAACUUCCCAAUUGUGAACAGACCGAGAAGAGCACUGACAUUGCUUGUAGAGAUAACAACUUUCAUGUUUCUAUCAAUGAGAGUACAAGUAUUUUAACGGCAAACAGUGAAAUGGAUUGUAUUGGUAGCAGUAGUCCACGUAAUAGUAAUAGUGGCCUUGUGUGUAAUAAAGAAAAGGAACAGCCCAUGGAUAAAAAAAGGACUGGUUUUUCUAAAUUUAUUUUCAAUGAAGUUAACAACUUUAGAAGCAUCGACCCUGAAGGUGUUCGUAAUAAAAAGGAAGAUGUACGUGAUUUUCACAGUUUAUUUGGAGAUACUUCUGCUGGAGAUAGCAAUAUUUUUAAUUUUGAGUUGAACAGCAUGUUGCUCAGAAGUGUACCAGAUAAUAUAUCAAGUAGCCCUAUUAAUUUUGAAUCUAGUAAGGAAAAAAGCACUACGCACGAAACUUUAAAUUCACCCAAAUCCGUAUUGUCAUCAUCAAAUUUUGCAACGUUUGCUAACAAAGAAGAGGAAGUUGGGCCCUCCGAAUUAUUAAAAACUCCGAAGAAGCAAGGCCAAACAGACUUCAGAUCUUCACCAUCACCAGGCGGAAAGUUAUUGAAAAUUCUCAGGGAUCACGAAAGUAAAGGAUUUUCGGAAAGUCCUUUAAAAUUAACUUGUUCAGAGGAGCUCUAUAAGGAGGAUGAAAGUAUUAAUAUUAACGACGAUAAAAUUAUUACCGACUACGCUGACAACAAUGAGGAUAAUAAUAAUAGUAAUAACAGCAAUAGUGACACGAUUAUAAUGAUAAUAAUUAUAAUAAUGCGAGUCAAGUAA
Zophobas morio is the source of this 1410-nucleotide messenger RNA. RefSeq names its product rho GTPase-activating protein gacZ-like. The coding region runs from base 55 to 1410 and encodes 451 amino acids. The record is from RefSeq and is a predicted model, not a curated record. The transcript is spliced from 4 exons. Lineage: Eukaryota; Metazoa; Arthropoda; Insecta; Coleoptera; Tenebrionidae.